AUGGCCGUCGACGUGCCCGAGCUCGACGACUUCGGCCUGCCCAUACGGACGGCCCCCGAGGUGCGGUACGAGCAGGCCGAGCAUGCCGAUGCCGACGCCUCGUCGUCUAUUGCGAAGAAGAUUGGCCUGCGGAGCAGGAGCGCGAGCAAGACUUCCAACAAGGGCGGCGUGAACGGGGCGAGGAAGAGCAGUAAUGCCGGGUCGACGAGGUCGAGGGCGUCGAGCGUCGCGAGCCGGAAGAACCUCGACAAGCCGCUUGAUUCGAACAGCGAGAGCGAUGGCGAGGACGAACACAAGGAUGCGGUGCCAAAGUCUAUACCUGAGGGGGAUGCUGGUGCGGAGGAUGGUCCGAAGACGCCGGUGCCGCCACAGCUGAAGAAGAAGGAUGGUGAUAAUGCAGGUUCAGAUGCAAAGUCCACUGGGAAAGAGGAUGUAGAGUCUCAAGACAAGAAAGAGGAAGUGAAGUACUUUAAGACAACGGAAACCGAAAAGAAGGGCCCGGAUCACAAGCGGGAUAUCAGCCUAGCCAGCACCGUUGAUACCAAUGGCAUGGGCGAAUUCUCGCAUCAGCAGCUUACUACCAAAAAGGAGGAGAAGCACGGUGAGGACGACGUUGAAUGGCAAACCAUGCCUGCCUAUGCGCCGUACGACAUAUAUGACGAUGACAAUCGUCUGAUUGCAAGGGAACAUGACGAUGCCGAAGACGAGAAGUAUGGCUAUGCCGGCUUGGGUGGUGCUGGGAAGGGGUAUACUCGUGUGAUCAUGGACGAUGACGCCGAAUCAGCGACAAGCAUGGACGAGAACACCAGUUAUUUGUUCAAAGACCCGAAAUCUACGAGUAUGAUGGACGAGGAGCAACGAGAUGCUGUAUCUCAAAUGCAAGCGACUAAAGACCUCCUGACGGAAGGCCAACGGAUAGCUUAUGUCGGCCUAACACGGCUCGAACUGUCCGUCAUGGUCAAGGAGGCCGAGAGCAUUGACUCAGAAAAACUCCCAAAGAGCACCAAGAAAAUUGUAAACCUGGCCUCGGAGUCGAUGAAGAUGUGGGCGCAGAAGAUGAUGAUCCGCCUCUAUUCACACAUGGACAUCAGUGCCGCGGAGCAGGUCAUGAUCGAGCAAUUGAGCGAACACGGCGUCAUGCCACAGGACUUGACACCUCUGCUGAUGGCCAAUUCUCGAGUCAAGAACCCCAUGGCGGACGGCCCACGCAGCUCUUCCUCCUUGUCCAGCAACAAUCUGUCGCUCUCCUCCCCUCGUUUGUCCCUAGACGAUGAAGCUGUUGCCUCACCUCCUCCGCCAUACGAGACUCAUGAGGGCGAGGAAUUGCCGGAUGUACGCACGCCGAGUCAAUUGCCUACGAGUGAGAAGAUUGACAUUGAUCUGCGAUGGACGGUGCUUUGUGAUCUAUUCCUUGUGCUGAUCGCAGAUUCUGUCUACGAUGCCAGAUCUCGAGUGCUCUUGGAAAGAGUGGGCAAGAGCCUAGAGAUCCCCUGGCUGGAUAUCUGCAAGUUCGAGAAGAAAGUCACUGAUGCUCUCGAGAUGCAACAAGAGGCCGAGAAGGAGAAUUGGAAUGAGGAUGAGCACAAGGAGAACCGUCGUAAGAUGGCGCUGAAGAGACGCUACGUCAUGAUGGGUCUGGCCACCGUUGGAGGAGGCCUGGUCAUCGGCCUUUCAGCCGGAUUGCUGGCCCCUGUCAUCGGUGCCGGUCUUGCAGCUGGUUUCACCACUAUCGGUGUCACAGGUACAGGUAGUUUUCUAGCUGGUGCCGGCGGUGCAGCUAUCAUUACCUCUAGUGCUGUCGCUUCGGGUAGUAUCAUUGGUGGCCGAGCUGCCAACCGAAGAACAGGUGCCGUGAAGACAUUCGAGUAUAGACCGCUUCACAAUAACAAGCGAGUUAACCUCAUCGUCACUGUUGCUGGGUGGAUGACGGGCAAGGUCGAUGAUAUUCGUCUGCCAUUUAGUACCGUCGAUCCCAUGAUGGGAGAUAUUUACUCUGUUUUGUGGGAGCCGGAGAUGUUGACCAGUAUGGGUGACACCAUCAACAUCCUAGCAACUGAGGCUCUUACACAAGGACUUCAACAAGUCCUCGGCAGCACCAUUCUCAUCAGUCUGAUGGCCGCCCUUCAAUUGCCCGUUGUUUUGACAAAGCUCUCAUAUCUCAUUGAUAACCCUUGGGCUGUGUCUCUAGAUCGUGCGACGUCAGCAGGACAGAUUCUUGCCGACUCUCUUAUUGACAGAAACCUUGGUACUAGACCGGUAACACUUGUCGGGUACUCUCUUGGUUCUCGGGUCAUCUUCUCCUGUCUCCUCGAGCUCGCUAAGAAAGGAGCCUUGGGGCUUGUCCAGAACGUUUACAUGUUUGGAUCUCCAGUCGUGGUCAAACAAGACGAGUGGCUGCGCGCUAGAACCGUCGUUGCCGGUCGCUUUGUGAAUGGCUAUAACCGGAACGAUUGGAUUUUGGGUUAUCUGUUCCGUCUUACCAAUGGCGGCAUUCGACGUGUCGCCGGCUUGGCCCCAAUUGAAGGUAUUCAAGAUGUAGAGAACAUGGACGUGACGGAACACGUUGUGGGCCACAUGGACUACCGUACAGCCAUGCCACGCCUGAUGCGUGAAUGUGGUUGGAUGGUCGAGAGCGAUGAGUUCACGGAAAUCGAGGACCCGGAUCCGGAGAACCAUAAUCAGAGACAGAGAGAGCUCAUCAAUGAGAUCGAAGGCGCCCGCAAAGAAUUAGAAAAGGAGGGCAAACCUAAGAAGGGAGCUUUCGGUGGCUUCUUCAGCCGGAAAAAGAAGACGGAUAAAGCAGAGUGGGAGGUCUACGAAGAGCAGAAGGGGAACAAAGAUCCAAAUGGGCCUUCGAGGACGGAAGACCAGAAUGGAAACAACCAUGGUGUGCUCUUCGACAUCGAUGCUAUCCGAGCUGAGCUUGCCAAGGACCAAUUGCAGGUCAAAGAACUGCAGUCUACAUUACCGCCAAUGAAGAUUCCGAGUCCAAGUCCUAGUCCUGCUUAUCCGCCUCCUGUCAAUCCGCGAGACUCGUUGCGGGAGACUAAGACGACCGAUGCUGUGCCUUAUCGGCCAUCACACGAGUACAGAUUGUCAGGAGAAAGGACGCCUACGAUCCCUACCACGCAGACUUUCGAGAAUAACAACCACGGCUUUGAGUCGAAACAUAGAGACGACAACGACGGCAUUCAGAUGACGUUUGACACGUCAUUUGAGGAUGAUGCGCAUGGAAAGCCAUUGCAGAAGAGCGAGACCAACUAUUACAGAUCUGCCUCGCCGGCGGCUCCGGUCCGGCCGGAGAUGAAGACAUCGCAGACGGUGCCGAAUAUUGCACUUGCUGAUCCAUGGGCGGACCCGGACGACGAUGAUUUUGGCAAGGAAAAAGAGAUAUCCAUGACUUUUGCAUAG
Molecule: messenger RNA, 3411 nt
Organism: Phaeoacremonium minimum UCRPA7
Lineage: Eukaryota; Fungi; Ascomycota; Sordariomycetes; Togniniales; Togniniaceae
Product: putative duf726 domain protein
Exons: 2
Coding region: 1-3411 (1136 amino acids)
Source: RefSeq, a predicted model, not a curated record